GACAAAAAAUUCCUCGUUUGGCAUUUGAUCAGAUUCCCGAUCACAUUUCAAAGAAGGAUUCCCAUGGCAUAAUAAGACGCUCUUUCUUCGGCAAAUCUGAUCACACUCGCUUUGUACAAAAAUAUAUUCGUGAUCAGCCAUUAUUUCUGUUUUAUUGAUUCAACUUCAAGAGCGCGUUUGUAAAUCUCGCGUCACACGGUAACAUUUUGCCGCGGAAAUCUUCCUUUUGUACUUAAGGGAAAGAAUAAAUACAGAAUUAUGGCUUCCAAACAGAAACCAAAGAUUGUGGGAGACCGGCGAUGGCUUCGUCACCUGACUGUUGUCGUUAGUCUAAUCGGGCUCGGGAUUUCUGCAUAUGGAUAUUACGUGGAGAUCCGGUUGCAUCAAGAUCCCAGCUUUAAACCUCUGUGCGAUUUCAAUAAAGAAGUUCGGUGCAGCAAAGCGUUGUCAUCAAGAUACGGCAUGGGUUUUGGAUUUUUGGGAUCGGUUUUCGGCGAGAGCCACAUGCUGAAUCAACCAAAUACUUUGUAUGGGAUUAUGUUCUACGCAUUGAUGGCUUGCUUAGGUUACGCACGGAACGCUAAAGCCUCCUUGGUACAAUUGAAUCUGGCCUUCAUUUCGUGCUUGGUUUCAUGUUAUUUGGCCUACCAUUUGGUCUUCAACUUGAAAGAAUGGUGUCCAGUGUGCAUUGCUACCUACGUGGUGAAUAUUCUCCUGUUGUUGCUCAGCAUCUUCAAGGGUAAACCCAGAAUUGCCGGUUCGAGUGAAGGAGGCAAACCAGCGCGUGCCACCUCGGCUGUGGAUGGAAAGGCCAAAAAGGAUGAUGACUACAAGAAAAAUUUGCCCCAGACCAAGAGUGAUACGGGUAAACAGUCUUAUGCUCAAGCAGCCAAAUCUUCGCCCUCGAACUCAAAGAGCAGUGGAAGCAAGUCGUACGCACAGGCUGCAAAAUCAAAGUGAAACUGAAUACCACUGGACGAUGUGAUAUUGAAGUAAAUGUUGUCCUGUAAAUACCGCGAGGACUGUUUGUGUGUCAGCUGACGUUUUUAUUAGUACAAUAACUUAAUUGUGAGUAUUUUUAAUGGUUAAUAAUUUGUGUUGUUGUUUUUCACCUUUUGGAACGGACAAUACGCAUCUGCGAUCUCGAGAAAACUUAAAGUGCACACCUGGCAUAAGGAAAUGUGUAUAACGAUGUA
Molecule: messenger RNA, 1196 nt
Organism: Paramacrobiotus metropolitanus
Lineage: Eukaryota; Metazoa; Tardigrada; Eutardigrada; Parachela; Macrobiotidae
Product: vitamin K epoxide reductase complex subunit 1-like protein 1
Exons: 4
Coding region: 259-960 (233 amino acids)
Biological process (GO): peptidyl-glutamic acid carboxylation; vitamin K metabolic process
Molecular function (GO): vitamin-K-epoxide reductase (warfarin-sensitive) activity
Source: RefSeq, a predicted model, not a curated record